AUGGAUGGAAUUCCAUGGGACCAGGUCAAGGCCGGGGAUCUGGAGCCCUUGCAGGUCGCGCUCUUCUCGAGUUCGACCUCGCGCAGGCUCCGGGCCCUGCAAGAACUUCGCGAUAGGAUCGGAGCCGAACUAUCUCCGGAAUCCCACCAUGAUAUCCUAGCGCUACUCUUCCAGACCUACCCCCGCUACGUCGACCGACCAUCACGACAUGCCGUUCAGCAAUGCCUCCGCAUCCUCCUCCAAACGCCGGCCGCCACAGAACACCUAAAAUAUUUGACCCAAAAUCUGCAGACCGAGGCAGUGAAAGGCGGUCUGAACUCGGCGUCGGCAUUUGUUUUGCUGGAAUGGUGCUGCAUUCUCUUGCAGCAGGCUAGCGAGGAUGAGGCCUCGCCUCUGGCCAUUGUUCUGGACCUGAUCACCGUGGAUGCAAAGGCGUUAGAAAACUGUUUCGCACACACACCCAAGGCCGCAGUGAGGCUAUCGGCCCUCCGUGUUACCAGACGUGCUCUGCGCGCGGUGUUCUCCAACCAGACAUGGGGUGAGGACGCUGUGCGUCAGUCGGUCAGCCGACUGACUGCAGACACAACGACGGGAUCUAAAAACGCGCUACUCCUAGGAGUCAUCUCUGGAGUUUGCGCACGACUGUCCGCCAUAAAGUCGGUUCUUGAGGAGUCAAAGAAGGCAAUCCUAGCCUUCUAUGUCAAGGAGAUUAUCAGCUCAAAAUCUGCGGUGCCUUCCCAUGUGGCCGAAGGACUGACGGACUUCUUUGCCUCCUUUGUCACCGCUGAGGAUGUGGCCACUGAACUGGUGCCUCCGAUGGAGAAAUCCAUGCUGAGAGCACCUGAGGUGAUCCUGACAGGCGUGAUUCCGCCUUUCAGCUCUUCUUUGCCCGAAGCGAUUGACCUCUCAGAGUUGGUCCAAACGCGUUUCUCGAAACAUCUUCUGACCAGCAUGAAGUCGAACAAUGCAGCAAUUCGACAAGGGGCCACCGACUCCUUCAAAUCCUUGCUCUCUCGGUGCAAGACCGAAUCCUUAGUCCAGAAGAUCACCACUGAAAUCCUCGGUCCCUUGAAAACACAGAAGAUCACCUCUCCCGAGCACCGUAUUGCCUAUGUACAGGCGAUCUCGGCCGUUCCAUUGUCUGUGGACGUUUCGAAGGAGAUUGUUCAGGGAUUCGGACCGCUCUUUAACCGAGAGUCCAACGAGGCCGCUCUGGAAGAAGAGCUCAAGGCCUUCGACACACAUCUUGCUUUCCUUAUCCAAUCGCGUGUCAAGAUCAGUGAUGACAUUAUAAACACCAUCGUCAAGGGCAUUUCCGAGAAGCGAAUCCCAUUCCGGAAGAUCUGGCAGCUCAAUGUAGGCGAAGUGCUGUGGACCUCCGAUGUCACUGCCUUGAAGAGCCCUGAGAUCGAGCCCUUCGUCUCCAAGUUCCUUUCGAAGAUGCAGGAUUUGUUUGGAGAGGUUGCCUCCAAUUCGCUUCCCUCCGCACAAAGUGGCGCCCUCUCGUCCGCAUAUGUCUUCUUGGCUCUGUUCCAGCGUAUUUCGGACAUUUCAGGGUCUGAGAAAUCAACCUGGGAAGAGAAGGCCUCUCAAUCCAUGAUCAUGGGGUCAAAGCCCUCCUUCCUUCUUAACCCCAAGACCUAUUCGAAGGUGGGAUCCCAGGCCGAGAUGCAAUGGCUGGUUAGGGCUCUAGCGGCUGUCACUUCUGGAUCCAAAUUCAACGACUCCGAAGACUCUGCCAAGACCGCUUGGGGUCAGGCCUUUAUUUAUGCCAUUACUGGUCCCUCCAUGUCCACGAAAUUCUGUGAAGGUGCCGUAGGAACCCUGUCUGAAGUUCACAAGAAGGAUGUCGCAUCCAUCGGACAUACUGUCAUUAACGCUCUCUGGGCUUGGAUCUUUUCUUUCCGGACUGCGGAGAAGGAAUCGGCUGCUGUUUCCGCAGGGCCGGCGAGCGAGCGCCUGCUUCAUCUGGUCUUGAAAAGCCUCUGUCCUGUUCCUAAUGAGGGCUCCCAGGGUCCCUCUCCCGAUAUUGAAAAUGAACUCAUCAAUAUGCUUGUCCUUGGCCGUCAAGAGAUGAUCCCCAAUGCUUCCUGGAUUGAUCUGUGCUUGAGGACGGGCACCGAUCCUGGAAACCUGGUUCGCGCUCACCCCACAGAGUGCAUUGAGCAAUUAGUCCGCGUCAACACAGACGUUGCUCAAUCAAUUGUACCUCAAGUGAACUCCGCCGUGUGGAGCGCCGCAGGUGAUCUGGCGUUCGUUGCUCCUGAUGUCAUGAUCCCCCGUCUUGUUGACCAAAUCAAGGAAGCCUUGGAUGGCGCUCGCCUUUCCAAGUUCACCGCUACCGACGCCGCGAUUUCCCGUACUCCCGAGGGAACUGUCUUUGUUGAUGUGCUGAGCAGCAAGUCUAAGCAACCUACUUUCAACAAGAGCACCAAGGAUUAUGACACAUUGAAAUGGGAGGAGGAGCUUAGAGCACAGCUAGCAGAGAAGAAGGGCCAAAAGCAAAAGAAGCUCACUGCCGAGGAGCAAUCCAAGGUCAAUGCUCAGCUCAAGAAGGAGGCAGAGAUUCGGAAGGAGGUCCUUCAAGAAGUCAAGCGAAUCGAACGAGGAGCUGGCCUUAUUCGGGGACUUGCGACUGGUCCUGCCAAUGAUCCUGAAGGGUGGAUCAACGCCGCUGUUAGCUGCCUGCUUUCUCUUGCUGAAGCAGGUGCUGGGCUGUUUGUCGGCGAUGUUGUGUCCCAGGCUUAUAUCGUGUGUGCCAAUGAACUGUCUUCGCGUCUAGGCAACACCCGGCCGUUUGUGGGUAUCGCAACACUUCGUGCCAUUGGAAACACCAACCUACCUGCGGAGAUGGAAAGAGAGCACCUUGGAGAGCUUGUUACGAGGAUUCUGUACAGGUUGCGGUUUGCAUGUGAACAGCGCCCUCUGGACACCCCAUCUCUCGCUUAUGUGUUACCGCUGAUCUCUUUGAUCUUGACUCGGAAUGGGAUCGAGGAAGUCAAGGGUGACACCGAAGGCGAGCAGGUUUUACUUGCUCUUGAGUUUUUGUCUUUCCACUCCAGCUCCUUCGCAGACGUUCGGCUGCCUCGCGUUGAAGUUCUCCAGCAGCUUCUCUCUGCCAUGCAGAGAUACACUCAGCAUUACAAGUUGAUCAAGGAUACGCUGUUCGACUUCUGCCGCUGCAUUUCUCCUAACAUAGGUAGUGAAGAGCUGAACACUCUUCUGGAAGGUACCAUUGUCUCCGAAGCCUCUGUCAGGACAUCUGUCCUGCAGGUGAUCGACGAUGAAAUCGACCUGACAGAUCUCGACUUUUCCGAGCACAUUUGGCUGAGCCGCCACGACCACGUGGAAGAAAAUGCCGAAAUCGCAGACUCGAUCUGGGAAGUGAACGCCUUGGAGGUGGAUGACACGGCCUACGCUAAGAUCAUGAAAUACCUGGACUCCAAGGACAAUCAACUCCGAGGUGCUGCCGCUCGUGCCCUGGCCGCCGCGAUCGAGACCGACAAGAGCAAGUUCGACGGUAUUUUGGCCGAACUCGAAGCCAAGUAUGCGGAAGAGGUCAAGCCCAAGGCUCCCGAAAAGGACGCUUAUGGAAUGCCCAAGAAGAUGGACAACACCGACAUUUGGGAAUCCCGAAGCGGUAUCGCGCUCGCAUUCAAUGCCAUGACUGGUUUCUUCGAAGGUGAUCAGAUCAUUUCUUUCUUGCAAUUUUUGAUUGAAAGAGGCCCUCUCGUCGACAAAAACUCUUCUGUUAGAGCGCAAAUGCAGGAAAGUGGCAAGUCUGUCAUUGCGGAACGAGCCCAGCAAAAGGUUGAGGAUCUUAUGAAGCUGCUCGAGGCAACUCUUGAAACCUCCGACAAGGCGACCCAGAGCUCUGACCUGCUGAACGAGGCGGUCGUGGUGCUCUACGGAUCUCUGGCCCGUCACUUGAAGGCCAAUGAUCCUCGUCUGCAGACAGUCGUCAAGAAGCUUCUUGCGACACUCCCUACUCCUUCCGAAACUGUACAAUCCGCCGUUUCGGAGUGUCUGCCUCCAUUGAUCAGAUUAUCUGGUCCUCAGACAGCAGACUAUGUGAAGGAAAUGCUUGAUUCGUUGCUCAACGUCAAGAACUAUGCCACCCAGCGUGGUGCUGCCUACGGUCUCGCAGGUAUUGUGAAAGGCAAGGGUAUUUCAACAUUGCGGGAGUUCCGAAUCAUGAGUCUGUUGACCGAUGCCACCGAGAACAAGAAGGAACCCCAUCAAAGACAAGGCGCUCUGUUGGCAUACGAGCUUUUCGCGUCCGUCCUCGGACGUACCUUUGAGCCCUACGUCAUCCAGAUCGUUCCUCAGCUUCUUGCAGGAUUCGGCGACGUCAACAUCGAUGUCCGCGACGCUUGUCUGGAUGCUUCCAAGGCUUGCUUCCAGAACCUUAGCUCGUUCGGUGUGAAGAAAAUCCUUCCAACUCUCCUUGAUGGUUUGGAUGAUACUCAAUGGCGUAGUCAGAAGGGAGCUUGCGAUCUUCUUGGAGCCAUGGCCUACCUUGACCCGCAACAACUGGCUGCCAGCCUGCCUGACAUCAUCCCACCUCUUACUAUUGUCCUUAACGAUACGCACAAGGAAGUCCGUAAUGCAGCGAACCGCAGUCUCCAGCGCUUCGGAGAGGUCAUUAGCAACCCUGAAGUCAAGAGCUUGGUUAAUGUGCUUCUGAAAGCCCUGAGUGACCCCACGAAGUACACCGACGAGGCGCUGGACUCCCUUAUCAAGGUGUCUUUCGUGCACUACCUGGAUGCUCCGUCCCUCGCUCUUGUCGUGCGUAUCCUCGAGCGUGGUCUCGGAGACCGGUCCGCUACCAAGCGCAAAUCUGCACAGAUCAUUGGCAGCUUGGCCCAUCUUACCGAGCGCAAGGACCUUAUUUCGCACUUGCCUAUCAUUGUGGCUGGUCUCAACCUGGCUAUUGUCGACCCUGUUCCUACUACUCGUGCUACCGCUUCCAAGGCUCUUGGUUCGCUUAUCGAGAAGCUCGGAGAGGAUGCUCUGCCCGACCUUAUUCCCAACCUUAUGACUACUCUCAAGUCGGACACCGGUGCUGGUGACCGACUGGGAUCUGCUCAGGCCCUUUCGGAGGUUCUUGCUGGUCUGGGUACCGCAAGAUUGGAGGAGACCUUGCCUACUAUCCUGCAGAACGUCUCCAGCUCCAAGCCUGCUGUUCGUGAAGGCUUCAUGACCCUCUUCAUCUUCUUGCCCGCUUGCUUCGGUAACAGCUUCGCGAACUACCUCAGCAAGAUCAUUCCGCCAAUCCUUGCUGGUCUGGCUGAUGAUAUCGAGUCGAUCCGUGAGACCUCUCUGCGCGCGGGUCGUCUGCUCGUCAAGAACUUCGCUACCAAGGCCAUCGAUCUUCUGCUUCCCGAAUUGGAGCGUGGUCUGGCGGACGAUAGCUACCGCAUCCGUCUCAGUUCCGUCGAGCUGGUUGGAGAUCUUCUGUUCAGUCUUACUGGUAUUUCUGGCAAGGCGGACGCCGAGGAAGAGGAGGAAGAAGCAACCCAGGCCGGCCAGUCGUUACUGGAAGUUCUUGGAGAGGAGCGGAGAGACAAGGUCCUUUCGGCCCUGUUCAUCUGCCGCUGCGAUACCUCGGGUUUGGUCAGGAGUGCCGCUAUGGCUGUGUGGAAAGCCCUUGUUGCCUCUCCCAAGACCCUCAAGGACAUGGUGCCCACCCUGGCUCAGCUCAUCAUCCGCCGCCUCGGAUCCUCCAACAUGGAGCAGAAGGUCAUUGCAAGCAACGCCCUUGGCGACCUUAUCAAGAAGGCUGGCGAAUCUGUGCUGGCCACCUUGUUGCCGUUGCUUGAAGAGGGUCUCCAGACCUCGCCCGAUGUGGAUGUCAAGCAGGGUAUUUGUAUUGCUCUGCGCGAGCUCAUCACUGCCGCGACUCCAGAGGGCCUGGAGGACUUCGAGAAAGUUCUUAUCUCCACUGUGCGUGUGGCUCUGGUCGACAACGAUGAGGAUGUGCGAGAGGCUGCCGCCGAAGCCUUCGAUGCACUGCAACAGAUUCUGGGCAAGAAGGCCGUUGACCAGGUUCUGCCUCACCUUCUCCACCUGUUGAGAAACGACGAGGAUGCCGAGCAAGCUUUGUCUGCGCUGCUGACUCUCUUGACCGAGCAAACUCGUGCCAACAUCAUUCUUCCCAACCUUAUCCCCACGCUGCUUACGCCUCCUGUUUCCGCUUUCAAUGCCAGAGCCCUGGCAUCUUUGGCUGAGGUUGCAGGCUCGGCCAUGACAAGAAGACUGCCCAACAUCCUCAACUCUCUCAUGGAUGGAAGCAUCGAAACCAACGACGACGAGCUUCGCGAGGAACUUGACAAUUCCUUCGACACCGUGUUGCGUUCUGUGGAUGAGUAUGAUGGUCUGAACGUCGCCAUGAACGUGAUGAUCUCUCUUGUCAAGCACGAUGAUCACCGUCGCCGGGCUAAGGCCGCUCUUCAUCUCAAGACAUUCUUCUCGGAUGCUGAGGUCGACUUCUCCCGCUAUCACCCAGACUUGAUCCGCGUCUUGUUGAUUUCGUUUGACGACAGCGACAAAGACGUUGUCAAGGCAGCAUGGACCGCUCUCAGCGGCCUUGUCUCUUCCAUGCGCAAGGAGGAGAUGGAGGUUCUGGCUAUUCCCACCCGCCAGAUCCUGCGCCAAGUUGGCGUGGCUGGCGCGGACCUUCCUGGAUUCAGUCUCCCCAAGGGUAUCAUGGCCAUCUUGCCGAUCUUCUUGCAAGGUCUUCUCAAUGGCAACCCCGACCAGCGUACCCAGUCGGCCCUUGCUAUUUCCGAUGUCAUUGACCGUACUGGCUCUGAUUCGCUCAAGCCCUUCGUCACCCAGAUCACUGGUCCGCUCAUUCGUGUCGUGUCGGAACGUUCGACUGACAUCAAGUGUGCCAUCUUCUACACCCUCAACAAGCUUCUGGAGAAGAUUCCAUUGGCUGUCAAGCCCUUCCUGCCUCAACUUCAGCGUACCUUUGCCCGUGGUCUGGCAGACCCGUCUAGCGAGACUCUGCGCAACCGCGCGGCCAAGGGUCUUGGUAUCUUGAUCACUUUGACCCCAAGAGUUGACCCGCUCAUCGCGGAACUGAUCACCGGAUCCAAGACUACUGAUAUCGGUGUGAAGAAUGCUAUGAUGAAGGCUCUUAAGGAGGUGGUCGGUAAGGCCGGCGCCAACAUGAGCGAGGCAUCUCGGACUGCCAUUCUGGCUUUGAUUGACGAUGAUGCCAGUAACGAGACCGACUCCAUCGCAAUGACGAACGCACGCCUGCUCGGUGCGCUCGUCAAGGUCCUCCCCGAGGCGAGUGCAGUCCCUCUUAUCAAGAGCCGCAUUCUCAACGGAGAGUACUCGCACGCGUCUGUGCUUGGCCUGAACGCUCUAUUGGCGGAAGCUCCUGCCACUCUGAUGGAGCAUUUCCCUGCCGAGACCAUCACGGCCAUCUGCCAGGGCAUUGCGAACAAAGAUCCCUACGUGUCCGAUAACAGCGUCCUCGCCGCUGGUAAGUUCCUCCUGUCUGAGGAUGGCAAUCACAGCUUCGAGACGCACAAGGCCAUCUUCGAAGCCCUGGCGCCGGUCAUUCCCCCUGGCGCCAACACCGAUACCCGCCGGUUGACCCUCGUUGUCAUCCGAACCGUCAGCCGCCUGCACCCCGAGCUGACCCGCCCUCACCUGGCUAUGCUGGCACCGCCGAUCUUCGCCAGCGUCCGCGACCUGGUUAUUCCAGUGAAACUUGCCGCGGAAGCCGCCUUCCUGUCCAUCUUCGGGGUGGAGGAUUGCGAGAGCGAAGUCUUUGACAAGUACAUGGCUGGACCCGGUGCCUCGUUGCCCCCCGGCCCGAAGCGCAGCAUGUCGGACUACUUCAAACGCGUUGCGAUCCGACUUGCUACCCAGGCUCGUGAGCGCAAGGCUGCUGAAGGUGGCGAGGGUGGCCUGGGACUAUCUCAGGACGAGGUGGAUGACGAGAAGGAGGUAUGGAGUAUUGGUAAGGUGGAUUUGGGAGAUGAUUCGUUUGGCGAUGAGUGA
This is a messenger RNA of Penicillium cinerascens, 8022 nucleotides long. Its product is annotated as putative translational activator. Lineage: Eukaryota; Fungi; Ascomycota; Eurotiomycetes; Eurotiales; Aspergillaceae. The record is from RefSeq and is a predicted model, not a curated record. Gene Ontology annotation, biological process: cellular response to amino acid starvation; regulation of translation. Bases 1 to 8022 code for a protein of 2673 amino acids. Gene Ontology annotation, cellular component: cytosol. The transcript has 5 exons. Gene Ontology annotation, molecular function: protein kinase regulator activity.